Molecule: messenger RNA, 7588 nt
Organism: Dreissena polymorpha
Lineage: Eukaryota; Metazoa; Mollusca; Bivalvia; Myida; Dreissenidae
Product: sorting nexin-30-like
Exons: 11
Coding region: 899-2350 (483 amino acids)
Molecular function (GO): phosphatidylinositol binding
Source: RefSeq, a predicted model, not a curated record
UAGUCAUGCAUAUUUUACUGUCAGAAUUUGCGUGUUUUUUUUAAAUUGGCAACCUGUUUUGAAGAGCCACGCAUAUAUAAUGAACUGACGGAUACUGUUUCAAAUUCAUGCACGAAUAUGGGUUAUCCAUGCCUAUGCCUAAACGAUACAAUUACCAAAUCACAAAUCAAUCGGGCCCCAAAUCAAUUACCAUGAGCAUACUUACUCACUUACAUGAUACAAUUGCUAAUACCCAUUAUUUGAGAAAUCCCCAUGAUUUUUUAUUUCUAAACAAUCUAAAAUAAAAUGGGCUGAAUUGGCAUAAAUUUAUCAUCAUCAGAUGGCAAUUAAGUUGCACUUAGUUGCAUGUCUUAACUCUUUAUUAAGUUACAGCACAUGGUCUUUUGCAACACUGUCAUGCACGCUUUUCACGUGUGGAACUUGACAUCUCACUUUCGCACUCUUAUUAAAAUACGGAUUUUACAUGGCUUACAUGUAUAGUUAGUGGUGAAACUGUAGAUGCGUACAAAGGGACUUGCAGCAGCAAAUAAUAUCACUGGGUUGUAAGAAAAAGGUUUUAAUCAGUUUUAUGAAUGGACAUGAUGAAAAAUACAUGUAUUGGAAUUGAAUUGCCAUGGCAUCAAAUUAUUAACGGUAAUGUUUUUCAUUAAUUUCACACACACCUUUUCUACAAAAUAGAGAAAAAAGACACAAUAAAAGCAGAUUGGAACAAACACAUUUUAAAUGAAAACGUGGCGAAGUCAAUCAAGAUAAUUCUUCAAUUACGUUGACAAUAGUAACAUGUAGGUCAUUACGCAGCCUGCAUCACUGAUACAUUUAUAACGUAAAUGGCAGAGUAAUCUAAAUGUACAAAAAAGUCUGGUCGCAGUGUAAAGCGUGACCAAUUAAGAGAUUAGCCAUGUGGAUAAAUGAUAAUCAACCUAACCAAGGUGAAUGUCAUUAUCCCCUUCAAAGUUCAACCUUCCAGCUGGAGAGCUUAGACCUCGAUGCCUCUUGCAAGUCUGAUGCGAGCAUGUCCAGGAGCUCCAGUCUCAAUGUCAACCUGUCUGGUUAUGAUGACAAUGAUGCAGAGACCCAUGACAUGUCCAUCACAGUGGAUGACCCAGAAAAACACAGCGGCACCAUGGAUUCAUAUGUGACCUUCAGAAUCACUCUCAAGACCACAAGGACUGAGUUUGUUUGUCCAGAAUACGAGGUGCGCAGGAGGUACAACGAUUUCCUGUGGCUGCGGCAGAAACUUGAGGAGACCUAUCCAACACAUGUAGUUCCACCUAUGCCAGAAAAGCACAGCUUGAGACGUCUUGACAGAUUCAGUCCAGAGUUUCUGCGAAUUCGGGCUUUAGCUCUCCAAAAAUUUGUCAACAGGGUGGCAGACCAUCCAGUCCAGUCUUUCGAUAAAAACUUCCAUAUUUUUCUCACCGCCAAAGCUUGGGAGUUCCAGUCGCACAAGAAGCAGUCUACAGGCCUCCUAGGUCGUGUUAGUGAUUCCCUAUAUAACAUGGGCAGUUCUUACAUGCUCAAGUACAGAAAACCUGAGUUUGCCGCCAUUCAGGACUACAUACUGGCAUUUGGCGAGAAACUGGCUAACAUUGAACGAAUUACGCAGAGAAUCGUGAAAGAACAAACAGAUUUCCACACAGAUUUAUUAGAAUGGGGACCAAUCUACACGCUGUGGUCAAACUCAGAAGACCAGCUUGUUAGUUCAUUGCAUUCCAUGACCAAAGCUGUUGAAACUUCCAGUGCUUCAUUGAAAGAACUGAUUGAUGCAACAGAGGAUCAUUUCAACCAGCCCUUGAGAGAGUACAUCCUGUAUACAGAGUGCAUUAAGACAGUCCUCCGUAGAAGGGACGCCAUUCAGGCUCAGUAUGAACAGACUCUCGACGAGCUGAACAAACGCAAGGAAGAACGGGACCAGGUAGUGAACCUGAAGAUAUCAGACCAAACCUAUUCGCUAGGAGCUUUCCUUGGUAAAGACCCUGAUGAAGUGAAACAAAAUAAACAAGAUAAACUUGAGCAACAGGUCAAAGAACUAACCACCCAGAUGGAGGUUUUGAACGACAAGUCUGCAGUGUGUGACACGGACCUGCGGGCCGACAUGGAGCGAUGGCAAAAGAACAAGCACCGGGACAUGAAGGAACUGUUCAUGGAGGCUGCAGACAGAAAUGUCCGAUACUAUGAAACGUGUUUAAAAGCCUGGGAGGAUACCAUACACAGUAUACAGGGUAAGGAUUUCCCGGUGACGGCCUGUGAUAAACCUGAGCGGGAGGAUGAUAAAGACAAGGAUGAUGAUAUCUUACUGGAGAAAGCAGAGAGCACUGAGACUGACAAAACUGCUUCAGAUCUCAGUUAAGAUUCUUUUGGGCUUGCGAUCCCUGGCUUGAGACUUUGUGCAACUUUUGAUAAAAAAAUGGUCUUUCUCAGAUUUUUGUUAAGAUUUUCUAAGGCUUAAGUUAUAGUUUAUACUGGCUUUCAAGUGCGGAGCUCCAGAAAAUAAUAGUCCUGACUGACUAAACUAAACAGAUCUUUGUUAAGUUUGUGUUUGAGCCUUCAAUACCAUACCAACAUAGAAACUUUGGAUCAAAAUGUUCUCUUUUUUCGAUAUUUUCUUUUGUGUUUUUGGUAUGGAAUGGGGGGGGGGGGGGGAAUUUCUGUCUCAAGACUGUACACUUUUUGAACCUUGACCCUUGUUGUCUUGCUAUUCUUAUUAUUUUAAAUUUGGUAGUGGAUAACGUGAAGUCUUUCAGACUUUACAACAAACAAACAAAUACUGUCCAGCUUUGUUUUUGUCUUCUUAAAUGAAGCUAUUUGCUGAAUAUGAAACCUGGGGCCGAAUGUCGUUCAAAAAAUUACUUUCUUUGAGGAAAAAACUUUGAUAUCAUCAUUUUUUAUUGAUAAAUUAUUAUGUUUUUUGUCUUAAAAGCACACACAUGUUAACCCUCAAAAUCAACGGAAAUUUGGUACAAUAUUUCGAAAAAAUAAAAAGAACACAUAAAAAGCAAUGUUCUUUAUAGUAAUAGCCAAAAUGUCAACGCUUCUUUUGCGGGACAAUAUAUUAUACACAUGUUCAUGUACCAAGUAAGUGUUCAUGUGUCGCACGAAUAGAUAUAGUUGCAGGAAAUUAAAAGGAAAUAUAUUGUGUCGCACAAAAAACGAGCAAUUUGUAUCUCGAUAAAUCCACGUUACCAUACCACAUCUAGUGUUGAAAUUAUGGUAAGAAAGGUCUUUAAUUAAAUUUAACUUUCUUAGGGACUUCAAAUGCGUUGAUAUUGUAUUGUCUGAUAAGUGGAAACUGCCCAUAUGCACGGCGCCUUGUGCUUAUGUUCAUGGUUCGCAUUGCGUCGAUUGUUCCCUUUAUCCUGGAUGUAGAUGUUUGUUGGUUUACAAAUGUCGUAUGACAAGCUGGUUUAAAUCAUGGUUGGUCUUUCUGUCUGUAAACCAUUUUAAUUGUGUUUUCUCAGUCCAAGUGUUUCCAUGUUCAUUCCAGUAAUUUGCAAUUUGUUAUUGCACAAUUCUCUUGAAUUUUCACCCACCAUUAAGAUACAUUUUCAUUUUUGUAUCUUCAGUUUUGCACAAAACCACGGUCAUUUUAUUCCACGUUUGCAAUGGUAACGUGAUCGACAAUUUUAAGAAAACAAUACAAAUUCUUUAAUUAAAGUGUUUAUGUAUUUUGGUUAGUGAUGUCAUUAUGUUCAGUGUUGUUCAUAUUUGUUAAUUGAUUUGUUUCUUGACAAGGUUGUUAUACAAUUAAAAAGACCAGUAGUUUAUUGUUUAAAGCAAGAUUAUACGAUUUUUUAUACGUGUUAAAUUGUGAUAUAUUGAUAAAAUAUGGAGCAAUAACACGAAAUAGGCAAGAAAAAUUAUACAUUGAAGACGAAUUUCAUUAAAUGCAGCAAAGACAAAUUAGCGCCCCCAGCCGAUUGUGACGAACAUAUUUCGUACAUAUUUUCCUACAAUAACCGAAGCAUUCGUCUUUUUAGUAGGCCUUCGUGUGUCACAUAAUUAGAUAUCGUUGCAGGAAUUUAAAAUGAACCGUAAAACUAAAUUUAGAUUCACAUCGUACAUGCAUGAUUUACAUGCUGGCGAAUUCGACUGUACAGCCUUUUUCGAUUUCAGAAUUAAAUAUCUGGCUUAUUUCGCAUUUUUUCGACACAUGUUCUUCUGGACUUUUAUUUUAAUUUAUAUUGAAACACAUGUUUAAUAAGUUUUUUACACAUUUUAUAUAAAUUAAUAAAUAUUUUACAAAAUCGUAUAAUCUCGCUUAAAUAUGAAUUUAAUACUCAAAUGAGUGCUCCAUUUUUUCUAGUCAACAUUUUCUGGUUGUUACAAGGUUUAGUUUUACGUACUACCCCUCGAAGUAGUCACAGGGUAAACAUUUGUGUUUGAAUGUACAUUUAACCAGUUGUAUGUGGUCGUUAAUGUCACAGGUAUUGGGCGCGUGGCCAAGUCACUUUAACACUAUCAAUAUGUCAUAAAACAACACUUUUCAUCAUUUUGACAAUUUUUUUAUUAUAUCAGAUUUUUUUUGUCAAAAUGAUGAAAAAUGUUUUUUAUGACAUAUUGAUAGUGUUAAAGUGACUUGGCCAUGCGCCCAAUACCUGUGGUUAAUGUAUGUUGCUAUGUUAAGAAACACCCAAAUGAAAAAACAUUGGUCCAAUUCGGACAUUAUCAUUGAAUAUCUGCAUUCCAAAAGAUUGCUUAGUUUCCAUUAAUCGGACAAAACCAUUAAUUAAUCCAAAAAGUGUUCUGUCAUUGUUUCAAAUCGUGUUAAAUAUGGAAAAUUACAGUUAACUGACAUACACUUGUAUUGUUAGUAGAAUACAUAAUAUGGUUUCAUCUCAUUGAAACAAAGAGUAAUACAGAAAGUUGCAUUUUCAAUUAUAAUUAAUAUGCGUGUUAAGAAAAUAAUAUUUAAAGCAACAUAAGUUCUCAAAAUCAACGAAUCUUUCGUAAAGUAUUUCCUAAAGUUAACCCAUAAAAGCCCAUAAACAAUCAAAAUCUACGAAUAUUUCGUAAAAUAUUUCGAAAAAUAAAGUUAACACAUACAACUCAAUGUUCCCUAUAGCAAUAGAUGAACUUUUAACGCUAAAUGUGGUAUAAUAACAUAGAUUCAACAAGAUACAAAAUGCUCCUUUUGUAUUUUUUGUGUAACAAUAUAUUCCAUGUGAAUUUCAAGCGACAAUAUCCGAACAUUUACGAGCAAGUGCGAGAUUGGCAUGUGUUUGCUUGUUAAUUAUCGGAUAUCAUUCACAUGGUUAUUGUCACAAAAAAUAAAAACGAGAAUUUUGUAUCUCGGUAAAUCUAUGUUACCUGACAACUAAUGUAGAAAUUUCGGCUAUUGCUAUAAGGCACACUGAUUUUUAGCUAUGUCAUGGUCCUGUGUCCGUCGUGCGUCCGUGCGUUAACUUUUUUUAAAAACAUCUUCUACUCCUAAACUACAAGUCCAAUUCUGAUAAAACUUCUCACAAAUGUUCCUGGGGUGAACCUCUUUCAAAUUUGUUCAAAUUAUGCCCCUGGGGUCAAAUUUGACCCCGCCCCGGGGGUCAAUAAAUUGAACAUAUGCUUACAUAAAGCCUAUUUUGUGCAAACUUGAAAAAUCUUUCAGUCCAUAACAAUUGGGCCUAGUGCUACCACAUUUGGUAUGUAGUGAUAUAUAAUAGUCCUCUACCAAAUUUGUUCAAAUUAUGCCCCUGGGGUCAAAUUUGACCCUGCCCCGGGGGUCACAAAUAUGAACAUAUGAUUAUAUAAAGCCUUUUAUAUGCAAACUUUACAAAUCUGCUUGUCCAUAACCGUAGGGCCUAGGGCUACCCAAUUCGGUAUGUAGUGACAUCUAAUAGUUCUCUACUUAGUUUGUUCAAAUUAUGCCCCUGGGGUCAAAUUUUACCCUGCCCCGGGGGUCACAAAAAUGAACAUACGCUUAAAUAAGGCCUAUUUUGUGCAAACUUUAAAAAUCUUUCAGUCCAUAACCGUAGGACAUAGGGCUACCAAAUUUGGUAUGUAGUGACAUCAAAUGGUCCUCUACCAAAUUUGUUUAAAUUAUGCCCUGGGGUCAAAUUUGACCCUGCCCCGGGGGUCACAAAAAUGAACAUAUGCUUAUAUUGGGCCUAUUUUGUGCAAACUUUAAAAAUCUUUUUGUUCAUAACCGUAUGGCAUAGGGUUACCAAAUUUGGUAUGUAGUGACAUCUUAUAGUCCUCUACCAAAUUUGUUCAAAUUAUGCCCCUGGGAUCAAAUUUGACCCUGCCCAGAGGGUCACAAAAAUGAACAUAUUCUUAUAUUUGGCCUAUUUUGUGCAAACUUUAAAAAUCUUCAUGUCCAUAACCAUUGGGUCUAUUUCUGCCAAAUUUGGUAUGUAUUAAAAUCUUAAAGUUCUCUACCAAGUUUUUUCAAAUUAUGCCCUUGGGGUCAAAUUUGACCCUGCCCCGGGGGUCACAAAUAUGAACAUACGCUUAAAUAAGGCCUAUUUUGUGCAAACUUUAAAAAUCUUCUUGUUCAUAAUUAUAGAGCCUAGGGCUACUAAAUUUGGUAUGUAGUGACAUCUAAUAGUCCUCUACCAAAUUUGUUCAAAUUAUUCCCCUGGGCUCAAAUUUGACCCUGCAACGGGGGUCACAAAACUGAACAUAUGCUGAUAUAAAGCCUCUUUUGUGCAAACUUUAAAAAUCUUCCUAUCCAUAACCAUUGGGCCUAUGACUACCAAAUUUGGUAUGUAGUGACAUCUUAUAGUUUUCUACCAUGUUUGUUCAAAUUAUGUCCCUGGGGCCAAAUUUAUAUAUAAAAAUGCUCGCCCUUCCAACUUUAAGCGCCCAGUGGGACGAGGGAUAGAAAGAGAGUCACAUGCUUGAGUACAUUUCAAACCAUGCGCAUUGCACGCUUUUUUUCGCAUAAAAAACAGUGGAGCGAUACAGGGUCAUCAUGGCCCUCUUGUUUAUGUGUUAAUUUUAUUUUUCAAAAUAUUUUACGAAAUGUUCUUUGAUUUUGAGGGUUUUUGGUGCUUUUAAGCAAUGUGAUGGUGAUAUUUACUAAUUGUAUAUGUAUCCCGUAUACAUGUAUUUAUCAGUAUAGCAGUGUUUAACAUUAGUUAUGUAGGUGUGUCAGCUUGUUCUGUUUUGUUUUUCAUAUUUUUGUGAAGAGCUAAUUCGUAAGCGAUAUUAUGUAUUGUGAUAUAAUUGUUAACUUUUAUCUGACAAACUGUAAUUCUAGCUAUUAAUUCUUACUUUAUUUUAUGAUCCUGGGUAAUAUCACAAAUUCAUUCUUUUCACUAACUUCCCAGGUUAUUGCAUUAAAAUGUGCAAAUGUUUAUAAAUUGUGUGAUUAACGAAAACCCCAUGAUCUAAUGUGUGAUAAAUGCUUCCAAGCAUUUAAACUUUGGAAAUCGAGUACUGUCUUGUACAUUUUAUGACGUAAGAGAGCAUAAUACAAAUGUAAUCAUGUACUUUGGUCAUUCAUAUGAUGUGCUUUUGUUCAUUCAAAUUCACUUGUGCAAUAUCACAGUAUCAUGUUAAUUAUUAUGAAGUUCGUUUUUAUAUAUUUUGUAAUAUUUGUAUUAUUGCAAGAUUUAUGUAUUGUGUUAGAAUAAAGUCAAUUUGAACAUGA